CAAGCCGCUCACACGUCGCUGGUUUUGCAGUUUUGCACCUGAGAUAAGGCCAAAGAAAGAACAAGCUUCCGGUGACCGUGCAUUUUUUUAGUGAAGUGUCAGAGAAAUUAUUAAAAUAAUAGCUAUAGAAGCCAUAGAGGGGAAGACGAUAAGAGAGAACCUGACCCCCUGGGGCUGGCUAUGAAAGACUCGAUGAGCAUACUCACCCAAACGCCCAGCGAGCCCAACGCAGCGCACAGCCAGCUGCAGCAGCACCACCAGCUCCACCAACUCCACCAGCACCACCAUCCGUACGGCCUGCAGCCACCGCCGGUGGCGUCCAUUGGCAUCCACAUCCACGGCACCGCCAUGUCCUCCGGCGGCGGCGGCAGCACCACCACCACGGCGGCGGGCCUCAAGCCCAACCGAUCCCGCUUCAUGAUCAACGACAUCCUGGCCGGCAGUGCGGCGGCCGCCUUCUACAAGCAGCAGCAGCACCACCAGCAGCAGCUGGACCACCAGCACCACAACAACAACAACUCGGGCUCCAGCGGCGGCAGCAGUCCCGCUCACAACAACAACAAUGGCGAGGGCUUCGAGGCACCACCCGCUGCCGGCGGCGGUGGCGCGGCCUUGCCACCUGCCCUGCACCACCCACAGCCGCAUCCGCAUCCGCCACAUCCGCACCCGCACCCGCACCAGCUGAUGCACCCGCACGGCAAGCUGGGGCACUUCCCGCCCACCGCCGGCGGCAACGGGCUGAACGUGGCCCAGUAUGCGGCGGCCAUGCAGCAGCACUAUGCCGCUGCUGCCGCGGCUGCCGCGCGCAACAAUGCGGCCGCAGCUGCCGCCGCGGCGGCCGCUGCUGCGGCUGCCGUGGGCGCUGGCGGCCCACCCGGAGUGGGUGGCGGCGAGGCGGGCGUGGGGGUGGUGGCGCCACCGAAGAGCGGCGACCUGGACGACAGCAGCGACUACCACGAGGAGAACGAGGACUGCGACAGCGACGAGGCGGGCGGCAGCGGCCACAUGGACGAUCACAGCGUUUGUAGCAAUGGCGGCAAGGACGACGAUGGCAACAGCGUGAAGAGCGGUUCCGCCAGCGACAUCAGCGGGCUGAGCAAGAAGCAGCGGAAGGCGCGCACCGCCUUCACGGACCACCAGCUGCAGACGCUGGAGAAGUCCUUCGAGCGCCAGAAGUACCUCAGCGUGCAGGAGCGGCAGGAGCUGGCCCACAAGCUGGACCUCAGCGACUGCCAGGUGAAGACCUGGUACCAGAACCGCAGAACCAAGUGGAAGCGGCAGACCGCCGUGGGCCUGGAACUGCUCGCAGAGGCCGGCAACUUCGCUGCCUUCCAGCGGCUGUACGGCGGAUCGCCCUACCUGGGCGCCUGGCCGUACGCAGCCGCCGCCGGAGCCGCCCACGGGGCCACGCCCCACACGAACAUCGACAUCUACUACCGCCAAGCGGCCGCCGCGGCCGCCAUGCAGAAGCCGCUGCCCUACAACCUGUACGCCGGCGUCCCGUCCGUCGGCGUGGGCGUGGGGGUGGGCGUGGGCCCCGCUCCGUUCUCGCACCUGUCCGCCUCCAGCUCGCUGUCCUCGCUGAGCAGCUACUACCAGAGUGCGGCGGCCGCGGCUGCCUCGAAUCCGGGCGGACCGCACCCGGUGCCGCCGCCGCCCUCGGUGGGCGGUGGGGGAUCGCCGCCGAGCGGCCUGGUCAAACCGCUGCCGGGGCGCUCCGAUCCCGCGUCCGCCUCCCCGCCGCCAAGGCCGCCGUCGACGCCCAGUCCGACGCUCAACCCGGGCAGUCCGCCCGGGCGGUCCGUGGACAGCUGUUCGCAGUCGGACGACGAGGACCAGAUCCAGGUGUGAGCGGUACGGCGACCGUGUGCGUGUGUCCGUCACUGGGUUUGUGCCGUCUCAAAAACGUGAUAUUCAGGGGGGUGCAAUCCGCAGAUCAAUCUUAUACCUAUCAGAACUAGAUAGGAAGAGAUUAAACCAGGGGAUUUUUAUUUCGAAAUUAGCUGGCUACAUAUCAAUUUUUUCUGUUCUUGAAUUAACGCUUUAGACACUGGUAGAAAAAUUUCCGUAAAGCUUUAAAUUGAUCACAAAUUGCAUAAUAAAACACCAUAUCAUCCAUGCUUUUUAUGGUUCGAACUUGAGUACAAAGUAUUUUGCUUCAUUGAUUAGACAUAUUUUUCAAGGCAUUUAUAAACUUAAGACCAAAUCACAAAGGAUUGUACUUGUAUGGCUUACUCAUAGGCCCAAAGGUAGCACAAACGUUCAGUAUUGAAAACAAAAUGGUAUGGAUGACAACAAUAUACGUUUCGAUAUAGCAAACCAAAUCCCCAAGAAUUCACGUUUUUGAGCCCCGCUUGUCUGUGUGUGCUGUGUGUGUACAUAAUCAUAUAUCUGUGUGUGUGCUUGCCUAAUUUAUUUGAUUUGCUCUUAGUAACUUAUUCGAAAUGUGUUUUAAACUUUUUUAACCUAAGCUAACGGAAUACGAUUAAAAAGGAAUAUUUAUUUGAAUGUUGUAAAAACUAGCAGCCAAAAAAGCAAAAGAAUUUUGUAUAGUUAAGCCUAACCACGAAAUGUAUUACCGAAUAAACCUUUUUUUUUGUAGCCUAAACGUUGUAUCUGUAAAUGUGAAGUAUACUUAACCGCAUAUUUUUUUGUCUAAAUAAAAACAUUGAUAAUACG
Molecule: messenger RNA, 2679 nt
Organism: Drosophila biarmipes
Lineage: Eukaryota; Metazoa; Arthropoda; Insecta; Diptera; Drosophilidae
Gene: B-H1
Product: homeobox protein B-H1
Exons: 3
Coding region: 181-1851 (556 amino acids)
Biological process (GO): regulation of DNA-templated transcription
Molecular function (GO): DNA-binding transcription factor activity, RNA polymerase II-specific; DNA binding
Source: RefSeq, a predicted model, not a curated record